AUGAAAAUUGCUCAAAAAAUCCCAGCUGUUUGGUAUCAUCAUGAUGAAAGGAAAGUUAUUCCCAUAUCGCCUACAACAGUUGACACUUAUCCACAUCCACCCACUCAUGGACAACCUGUCAUAAUAUCCCCGGCGGUAAAUGGUGCCCCUUCAACGCCACCAGAAACACCUCCUGUUGGUUCACCAAAUCCAACACUCACACAAAAUUAUUCCGCUUAUUAUCGUCAACCAAGUGGACUUUGUGAUGACAUGAUGUUUCUUCCAGCAGCGAUUACACGUGGUGAACAGCCCUUGGAUCUGCGUCCAUUAAAUUAUGCGAUGAUGCAAGAAGGUGAGUGGGAUCGAAAAGAGUUUAUUCAAUCAUCGUUAAAUGGUCAAUCGCCAUUCGUAUCAACUGGUGGAAUCAGCAAUGGAUUGAACCCAAACAAUUCAGCAGCAUCUUAUGCCAUGCAAUACAAUCAUUUACAGCAUCUUGAAUCAUUGAAUGUCCAUCAACCGUCUUUGCAUAGUCAUCAUCAUCAUCAUCAUCAUGGUCCGACACCUGGACCAGUCAGUUGUCAUGGGCCUUCAAAUCGUCCACAUUCAGUGGGAUCAUCAGCAUCGACAUUGUCACCACGUCUGUCACAUCAUAAUAGUUCAAUGCAUCAUAUGAACAAUAAUCGUGGUGAAAGUACAAGCAGCAAUAGCAGUAACGCAAGCAGUUACAGUGGCCCGAUUUGCGGUCGUAAUGCUGAUGAUUUGAUAAAUGAUGACUUGUUGAUGACACUUACCGUUCGUGAAUUGAAUAAACGUUUGCAUGGAUGUCCAAGGGAAGAAGUUGUAAGAUUGAAACAGAAAAGACGAACAUUGAAAAACCGUGGAUACGCUCAAAAUUGUCGCAGCAAAAGACUUCAACAACGUCAUGACCUGGAAAUCACCAAUCGUAAUUUGCAUAACGAAUUGAAAAAGAUACAAAUGGAUUUAGUCCGCAUUUCACAGGAACGCGAUCAACUCAAGCAGCGAUUGAUGCAUCAAGCGAGUGGUGGAACUACAGCGCCAACACAAAAUAAUCCAACACGUAAUGGACAACAAGAUUUGCAUUCCGACGAGACAUAA
Molecule: messenger RNA, 1095 nt
Organism: Clunio marinus
Lineage: Eukaryota; Metazoa; Arthropoda; Insecta; Diptera; Chironomidae
Source: the annotation of a GenBank genome assembly